GAGGUCUGCAAUACCGAUUGGGUUUCCGUUAUCGUUAAUACUAACUUUUUAAUACAUUUUCAUCUGAAACUGUAAAUCGAUCCUUAUUCUUUAGAGUAAAAGUUGUUUUACUCAAUUUUGAUUGGGUUGAUUUAAAAAAAAAUAAUAAUUAUGGUCCAUUGAACCUUACAGUACUUCAGUCCACAUCAUUUGUGUGGGGAUCGCCUGUCUAUGCCGUCGCUAUGAUGAGGACUGUCUGCCUCUGCUUUUGUAUCCUGAUCCAAGGCGGUCUAUGUGCGGAGUCCGAGGAGAGGUUGCUGAAGUGGCUACUGAGUAGAGAGCGUUACAACAAGCUGAUACGACCGGCCAGUAACCGGUUUGAACCAGUUACCGUCAAACUGCAGGUCUCCCUGGCACAACUGAUCAGUGUGCAUGACAGGGAACAAAUUAUGAUCACCAAUGUCUGGCUAACACAGAACUGGGUUGAUUACAGGUUGUCAUGGGAACCCUCAGACUUUGAUGGGAUUGACAAGCUCCGCAUUCCGUCCCGUCAUAUAUGGCUCCCAGAUAUUGUACUGUACAACAAUGCUGAUGGUAUCUAUGAGGUGACGGUCUUCACCAACGCCAUCGUCCUGUCCAACGGCACCAUCUUCUGGCUCCCACCAGCUAUCUAUAAGAGUGCCUGCAAGAUCGAGGUCAAACACUUCCCAUUCGACCAACAGAACUGCACCCUGAAGUUCCGCUCGUGGACCUAUGACCACACUGAGGUGGAUCUGGUCCUCAGGACAGGUGUGGCCAGUAUGGAUGACUUCACGCCCAGUGGAGAGUGGGACAUCUUGGCUUUACCCGGGAGACGUACUUUCUCCAGCUCAGAGCCCAUCUACGUGGAUGUGACCUACGACUUCCUGAUCCAAAGGAAUGAAUAUAUACCGUUGUUCUACACCAUAAAUCUGAUUAUCCCCUGUGUCCUCAUCACCUCUCUGGCUGUGUUGGUCUUCUACCUGCCCAGUGACUGUGGAGAGAAGAUCAGUCUGUGUGUCUCUGUGCUGUUGGCCCUCACUGUGUUCCUGUUGCUGAUAUCUAAGAUCGUACCGCCAACCUCGCUGGAUGUGUCCCUGAUCGGUAAAUAUCUGAUGUUCACCAUGGUUCUCGUAACCUUCUCCAUCGUCACCAGUGUGUGUGUUCUGAAUGUCCAUCACCGUUCCCCCAGCACACACACCAUGCCCCACUGGGUUAAAGUUUUGUUCCUGGACCGGCUGCCUGCCCUGCUGUGCAUGAGGCACCCCCAGAACAACUCAGCCAGACAACGUCUCCGUCAGAGGAGGCAGCAGUCGCUCCAGAAGACCAAGGAGGCUAGCCCAGGGGUGGACCGUGGCGUGGCCUCCUCUCCUUCCUCUUCGCCAUUCCUCCUAUCUCCUGGGUCCUACUACCUCAGAAAAAGGAGUGUGAGGACACAAGAGGGGUUUCUGCCCACGGAGCAACUGUCUGGUCGCCCGUGGUGUGGCAGCUCCAGCUCUGACAUCAGUCACAGUCCUGACCUACAGGAAGCUGUGGACGCGGUGCGAUACGUCCCUGACUACAUGAUUAGAGACGACGACAACAAGACUGUGAUUGAGGACUGGAAGUACGUGGCGAUGGUAUUGGAUCGUCUGUUCCUGUGGAUCUUUGCAGUAGGCUGUAUAGCCGGUACUCUUGGGAUCUUCCUCCAACCUUUCUUCCAGCAUCAGACCAUUCCCAUCCGGAAUCUCAGCAGCCCCACCUCACCAAGGGACGUCAUCUUGAAGGAUUUCGUUGUUUAAAACUAUAUAUAUUAUCCAUGUAAAAUAAAUAAUGUAUAGCUUUAAAAGCAGACCCCACCACAUGAAAUGAUCUGAAGGACUUUACUGUCAACUGGCUAAUGCCGCUACUAUUCUUAGCUACAAUUUAUUACAAUAAUGAUGAAACAAAUGAUCCGGGAUUCCUGCCGUCGUUAUAC
Oncorhynchus keta (chum salmon) is the source of this 1954-nucleotide messenger RNA. Its product is annotated as neuronal acetylcholine receptor subunit beta-4-like. NCBI's taxonomy places the organism in Eukaryota, Metazoa, Chordata, Actinopteri, Salmoniformes, Salmonidae. Gene Ontology annotation, cellular component: postsynaptic membrane; synapse; neuron projection. The record is from RefSeq and is a predicted model, not a curated record. The transcript has 10 exons. Gene Ontology annotation, molecular function: transmembrane signaling receptor activity; acetylcholine-gated monoatomic cation-selective channel activity. Gene Ontology annotation, biological process: regulation of membrane potential; signal transduction; chemical synaptic transmission. Bases 222 to 1778 code for a protein of 518 amino acids.